Linum trigynum is the source of this 2671-nucleotide messenger RNA. Lineage: Eukaryota; Viridiplantae; Streptophyta; Magnoliopsida; Malpighiales; Linaceae. The record is from the annotation of a GenBank genome assembly.
UUUCGACUAGAACCUUCCCUACAAACAACGACCACUAGCAUCGGCCAAAAACCGCACUUCCCACUAUUCCAAACCACACCAAUCACCAAACCAUAUCACGCAUACUUUCUUGCUACAUUUGCUAUUCAAUUUUAAGCGCAAGAGUGUAGAGGUCAACAACAUGUAAGUGUUCCUAUAGCUUGCAUGCUAAGCAACACUUCUAAGAGCAUGUUCAACAUUUAUUAUAUUUUUUGUGGUCACUCUCUUUUCUUCUUUGCCCUCUUAUAUCUCUCUUUUUUUUUCUUAUCUUUUCUUUGGGGGCUAAAGAGAGCUAUAAACAUGCCACAUUUUUUAACAUAAAUAACAAUGCUCACUUUGAAAAACUACAUCCACACUCACUUCACUUCUUAGAAAAACAUACAUAAUUCACUCAUGUAGAACCUCGUUUAAGCUCAAAUGGUAUGAAUGGGGCUUCCAAACACAAGGGUGACUCGAUAACGGUGUAGACACAAAGAAAGUAGGGUCGUUCUAUCUAAAUCAAUUGAGCUCAAGUAGCGAGAGCUACCUAAAACAAGAGCGACCCUUAGACACACGACUCAAAAGGGUUGACUAGGGGAUAAUGAGAUCGGGACGGUCAAUGAUAGACCAUUAAUUGCACAUGUUUUUACCCCUAUUCUUGAGCCGUUUGAGAUGUUGAUUCUCGUGUUUUAAGCCGAUUUCACGCUAGGUUGUGUGUUUAUGUCAUAUUUCAGGGCUUGGUGUUGGCAUAGAGGCGAAGAAACGAGUUUUGGGUCGAAAGGAGGACGUUUGAGUUGAAGUGUGCUAGAGAAGGAUAGAGGAAGUCUAGUUCAGAACGCCUUGAUCGGUUGUUCUAGAGAAGGAUACGUCCCUCUAGGCAAUCGACUCAAGAGGGCCUUGAUCCUUUAGUCGAGAUUCAAGGUCUAGUCAAGGAUUCUCCGCAUUGUGAAUGAAAGUGAAACAAGUUAGGGAUCAUCAAUCAUUAAUCUGGUUAGUGGCUAGGGGGAAUCAUACCUAAGUGAGUUCCCAACCUGUAAUUAGAUUAAUGACUCGACUCUACUGUCACUCCAGGAAUUGGCCAAGUGAAACCACUUCCUAAAGCGUAGUAUAGCGGGUUUGGGUUUAAUUAUCAACCCGGGUCCUAGAUGUGAUGAAUACUCAGUGAAUUCUUGUUAUCUAGCAAUGAAACUGAAGUGCAAGUCUAAACUACCAAACAAACAAAGCAAGUAAACUGGUUGUAUUCAGGUUAAAGAGGUCACCCGGAUAUGGUUCCCCCUAGACUGCAGUUAAGCCGGAUUGUAAUUACCAAGUUCAGUUUCUAUGAAAGUUAUACUGCGGAAGGUUCUUAAACAGCCUGAAGUCUCGACUAAAGGUCUUCAGACCCUCUCAAUCUGACUCUCUAGCGGGCGACUAACCUCCACCAGAGUCGACAGAUUGAGGCCCUAAGAACAAAACCUCCACUACCGGAGUAAAUCCGGUACAGAAUAGUGAGUUGGCUCCUCGACUAAAGUCACCAACUCCCUACCUUCAAUCAAAGAUACUCUAUUAACCUAGGCAGAUAUUCUCAUUCUAGGUUAAAGCAGAAACAACAGGAAUUUGAUCAGGAUUCAAGUCAUUCAAUCAUUAAAACCUCAAUCGAAUAUAAUCAAUCAUAGAAUCAGUACUUGGGUUCAUACAAUCAAAGCCUAACAUACAAAUCUAGGGUUCUCCAUACCCAGAUGAAUGGGAGAACUACUCCAUAGAGAAGAAAGCAAAAGCAGAAUCAGACACGGAAUUCAUACUGCGAAGGAUGGAUUCCUGCUUCUUGACGUUGAUUGGCACUUCUCCAAGCUCAAGCUGGCCUCCAAUGGUGUUGAAGAUCAAUCUAGGCACUUGGGAACUCUUGCUCGUCACUUUCUCUCUCUAGAAGUCGUUCUUUCUCUCAAAAACUCGAAUCCCCCUGAAUUGUGGCUGAAAAUCUGCUUAAAAGCAUCAGUGGCCAAAGCACGGUCGAGGGCACCGCCGUGCUUUGCCUGACUCCGCCCGUGCCUCGGCCAGGGCUUAAUUACACGGCCAGCAGCUGGUGGAAACACGGCCGUGCUUCGCGUUGGACACGGCCGUGCUUUGGUGGAACACGGCCGUGCUUCGGUGCCCGUGUUUGCAGCUGAAUUGGCCAAACUGAAUUUGCUCUCGGCAUAAAAAGCACGGCCAGCAGUACACGGCCGUGUAAUGCCUUAGGCUGCCCGUGUUUUGGCUCCAGCUUACCGAAAUGACUUCCGAAUGCCCCGAAACUUGCGCUUAGCCUUCCCUUUGACGCCUGGGACCUGAAACAUGACAAAAUAGCACAACCCGGCGUAAAAUAGGCCACAACACAUGACUAUGCCCCUCAAACGGAUGAGAACUAGAGGCGCAAACAUGUGCAAUUACAUCGUUAUCAAACUCCCCCACACUUAACCGUUUGCUUGUCCCCAAGCAAACCUAACUCAAACCAAUGCAACUCUCCAGACCUCUAUAGCAACAAACAACCCAGAUCGUAGGUAGAGGACUUCCUAGAUCAUUUAGCAACUUACGAGGUCAACCGACGCACAAGUCAUCUCAUAGCUUCUUCGACAAGUCGGCAUCAUGGCAAACAGUGAACAGAGGACAAAUGAAUCGUGGAUGAAGAGAUUCUCUAAAACAAAAGAUCAUGGACUCA